Molecule: messenger RNA, 975 nt
Organism: Tricharina praecox
Lineage: Eukaryota; Fungi; Ascomycota; Pezizomycetes; Pezizales; Pyronemataceae
Product: glycoside hydrolase
Exons: 3
Coding region: 94-837 (247 amino acids)
Source: RefSeq, a predicted model, not a curated record
CCCGAGGAUCCGGUUGGGUACAUUGCUCCUGUCAGUAUAAAUCCCUCCACCCGCCAGCUAUUCUUUUCACUUCCCUCCCCACGCCUCGCAGACAUGCAUUUCACCACCAUUCCCCUCCUCUUGGCCGCCACACUGGCGCCCGGCGUCCUUGGCCACGGCUACCUGAAAGAAAUCAUCGUCGAUGGCAAAUCCUACGGCGGCUGGCAACCAUAUUCGGAUCCAUACAUCACUCCAACCCCUGUGCGCUACACGCGUGUAUUCCCCGAUAACGGUCCAGUCCCGGACUUUACGACCGCGGAUAUCACCUGCAACAAGGGCGGGAACAUCCCCAUCGCAAAUAACAUCCCUGUGACGGCUGGUUCCCAGGUUAAGUUCCAGUGGGACCAGUGGGGGAGCUCCCACUCCGGGCCAGUGAUGACUUAUGUUGCAAAAUGCCCCGGUGACUUCUCCACCUGCAAAGCCAACACCGGCAACGUAUGGGUGAAAAUCGACGAAUGGGGUUACAAAGCGGACCAAACUCCUCCCUGGGGCUCAGACAAGCUUGCGAGUCUGGGUGCAAGCUGGACCGUUACAAUUCCCAAGUCCCUAAGCAACGGGAACUACCUUCUCCGCCACGAGAUCCUGGGUCUGCAUGUGGCUAGCACGAGGAUGGGCGCACAGUUCUACCCUUCGUGUGCACAGAUCGUUAUCACGGGUGGUGGAUCCGCUAAUCCCACUGGUGUGGCGCUGCCGGGGGCUUACGAUCCGGACCAUCCCGGCAUUUUGGCGGAGCUGUGGAAGUUCAAUCAAGGACUGGCGGUGUAUCAGGCUCCUGGAGGUUCUGUCUGGACUGGUUAGACCGAUUGGUGACGAUCGGCUCGAGCUGCGGUUCUUGAGUCGCAUGAAUGAGUGGAGGGGGGAAAGGGGGGGCGUAUGUACUUACUCGCUUACCGAAUACAUUCUUUGGCUACAAGUAUGUCAGCUCAAAGCUCAGGG